Messenger RNA from Anthostomella pinea, 729 nucleotides. The record is from the annotation of a GenBank genome assembly. Lineage: Eukaryota; Fungi; Ascomycota; Sordariomycetes; Xylariales; Xylariaceae.
AUGCCUCCCUCUGGAUUCGCAGUCCUCAUCGGUGCCGGUCCAACAUCCGGCGCCGGCAUAGCCCGCGUCCUCGCCAACCCAUCCCAGGGUAACAUGGCCGUGGCCCUCCUAGCACGCAACAAAGACAACCUCACACAACUCUGCGAGGGCCUGCGCCAGACCUCAGACGGGGGCCGCACCUUCACCGAGAUCAGCCAGCAUGCCGCCUUCCGGGACCUAAAGCUGAAGGUGGCCGUGUUCCACGUCAAGCACGCGCUCAAGAGACCGUUCCUGGCGACCACGCCCGACGAGUUCGAGCGCAACGUCGCCGCCUACACGACGGGCGCGUUCUCCUUCGCGCAGGAGGCGCUGAAGCUGAUGUAUGCACAGAACGGCGGCGAGACGAGCCUGGCUGAGAAUCCGGCUAAGAAGGGGACCAUCAUCUUCACGGGCACUCUGGGCGCGAUGCGCACGAACGCCGAGUUCAACGCUUACGGGGCCGGAAGAAGUGCUGUGCGCAUGAUUGCGCAGGGGCUGGGCAAGGAGCACUCGGGUAAGAGGGUUCACGUUGUGCAUACUAUUGCCAAUGGCGGCAUUCAGGACGUCUCGAAGGACGAGAACGAGGAUGUCAGGGUUGGCAAGAAGAUGAGUGCCGAGAGCGUGGGAAAGACGUAUCUGUGGCUGAGCCAGCUGGAGCCUGAUCUGUGGAUCGAUGAGCUGGACAUGCGACCAGCUCAGGAGAAGUGGUGA